AAAUGGAGGCAAACGACCAUUUUAACUUUACUGGCCUUCCCCCUGCACCUGCUGCCUCAGGACUGAAACCCUCUCCCUCCUCAGGGGAGGGCCUCUACACUAACGGGUCUCCCAUGAACUUCCCCCAGCAAGGGAAAAGUUUGAAUGGGGAUGUGAAUGUUAAUGGCUUAUCUACUGUAUCUCACACUACUACUUCAGGGAUUUUGAACUCUGCUCCCCACUCCUCCAGCACCUCGCACCUCCAUCACCCCAGCGUGGCCUACGACUGUCUCUGGAACUACUCACAGUACCCAUCUGCCAAUCCUGGCAGCAACCUCAAGGACCCACCCCUUCUCUCCCAGUUCUCGGGGGGACAAUACCCACUCAACGGCAUCCUUGGGGGCAGCCGGCAGCCUUCAUCCCCAAGUCACAACACUAACCUUCGGGCUGGGAGCCAAGAGUUCUGGGCCAACGGUACCCAGAGUCCCAUGGGGCUUAACUUCGACUCACAGGAACUGUAUGAUUCCUUUCCUGACCAGAAUUUUGAGGUGAUGCCCAAUGGACCCCCUAGUUUUUUCACCUCCCCACAGACUUCUCCUAUGUUGGGAUCCAGCAUCCAGACCUUUGCACCCUCCCAGGAGGUAGGCAGUGGUAUCCAUCCUGAUGAGGCAGCAGAAAAGGAGCUGACUUCAGUUGUGGCAGAGAAUGGCACUGGCUUGGUAGGCAGCCUGGAGCUGGAAGAAGAGCAGCCAGCAGAGCCAAGUGGCUGGUGUUUUUGUGGCAGCAGCACCAGCUCGCGAGUGGGAGUGCAAAUUAUUUCAAGCUCAUGCAGAGCUGCUGGCCUGGAGAGGGCAGAAUUAAAGAUGUGUGGCUACAAUGGCUCUGUCCCUUCUGUGGAAUCAUUACACCAAGAAGUCUCAGUCUUGGUCCCUGACCCCACAGUGAGCUGCUUAGAUGAUCCUUCACAUCUUCCUGAUCAACUGGAAGACACUCCAAUCCUCAGUGAAGUCUCUCUGGAGCCCUUCAACCCUCUGGCACCGGAGCCAGUGAGUGGAGGACUUUAUGGUAUAGAUGACACGGAGCUGAUGGAUACAGAGGACAAGCUGCCUCUUGAGGACAGCCCUGUGAUUUCUGCCCUUGAUUGCCCUUCUCUCAAUAAUGCCACUGCCUUCAGUCUCCUGGCAGAUGAUAGUCAAACUUCAGCCUCUAUCUUUGCCAGCCCCAGCUCUCCACCUGUUCUUGGGGAGUCUGUCCUGCAAGAUAACAGCUUUGACCUGAAUAAUGGUAGUGAUGCAGAACAGGAAGAAAUGGAGACUCAGGCUUCAGACUUCUCACCACCUCUCACCCAGCCAACCUCUGACCAGUCAUCCACUAUUCAGCUCCAUCCAGCAACUUCACCAGCAGUCCCACCAACAGCUUCCCCGGCAAUCUCCCUGGCAGUUUCGCCAGCAGCCUCCCUGGAAAUCUCUCCAGAAGUCUCCCCAGCGGUUUCGCCAGCAGUCUCCCCAGAAAUUUCCCCAGUCAUCUCCCCGGCAGCUUUCCCAACUGUCUCUCCAACUUCAUCAGCAGCCCUCCCACCAGUCUCUUCAGAAGUCUCCUUGACAGCCUCCCCGGUGACCUCCCCAAAAGUAUCCCCUGCAGCUUCCCCGGUAGCUGUCCUCCCAGCAGCCUCCCCAGCAGAUAAGGAUGUCAGCACCUUCCCUGAAACCACCACUGAUCUGGAAGAGAUCACUGGAGAAGGAAUCACUACUUCUGGUAGUGGUGAUGUCCUGAGGAGACGUAUUGCUACCCCAGAAGAAGUUCGUCUUCCCCUCCAACAUGGGUGGCGGAGAGAGGUGCGCAUCAAGAAGGGUAGCCACCGAUGGCAAGGGGAGACAUGGUAUUAUGGUCCCUGUGGGAAGAGGAUGAAACAGUUUCCAGAAGUGAUCAAGUAUCUGAGCCGCAAUGUGGUACACAAUGUCCGCCGUGAGCACUUCAGUUUCAGUCCCCGUAUGCCUGUUGGAGAUUUCUUUGAAGAGAGAGACACACCAGAGGGCUUGCAGUGGGUACAGCUCUCAGCAGAAGAGAUCCCAUCCAGGAUUCAGGCAAUUACUGGGAAACGGGGCCGACCUCGAAACACUGAGAAGGCCAAGACUAAGGAAGUCCCCAAGGUGAAACGGGGACGAGGUCGGCCACCCAAGGUCAAAAUCGCUGAGUUGCUGAAUAAGACAGAUAACCGCCUCCUAAAGAAACUGGAAGCCCAAGAAACACUGAAUGAGGAGGAUAAAGCAAAGAUGAGUAAAAUCAAGAAGAAGAUGAAGCAGAAGGUACAACGAGGAGAGUGUCAGCCUACUAACCAAGGACAGGCCAGAAACAAGCGGAAACAAGAGACCAAGAGCUUAAAGCAGAAGGAAGCUAAGAAGAAAUCCAAGGCUGAGAAGGAGAAGGUAAAGACAAAGCAGGAAAAACUGAAGGAAAAAGUGAAGAGGGAGAAGAAGGAGAAGGUAAAAAUGAAGGAAAAGGAGGAAGUGGCCAAAGGCAAAUCAGCCUGUAAAGCCGAUAAAAUGCUAGCCAUGCAGAGGCGCUUGGAGGAGCGGCAGAGGCAGCAGAUGAUCUUGGAGGAGAUGAAGAAGCCCACAGAGGAUAUGUGUCUGACUGAUCACCAGCCCCUACCUGACUUCUCACGCAUCCCGGGUCUGGUCCUGCCCAGCGGGGCCUUCUCAGACUGCUUGACCAUCGUGGAAUUCCUGCACAGCUUCGGCAAGGUGCUGGGCUUUGACCCUGCCAAAGAUGUACCUAGCCUGGGGGUCCUGCAGGAGGGACUCCUGUGUCAAGGCGACAGCCUGGGUGAGGUGCAAGAUCUGCUGGUGCGGCUCCUGAAGGCUGCGCUCUAUGAUCCUGGCUUGCCCUCCUACUGUCAGUCCUUAAAGAUCUUGGGGGAGAAGGUGUCCGAGAUCCCACUGACAAGAGACAAUGUAUCUGAGAUCCUACGCUGCUUCCUCAUGGCGUAUGGAGUGGAGCCAGCCCUCUGUGAUAGCCUGCGUACCCAGCCUUUUCAGGCUCAGCCACCUCAACAGAAAGCUGCUGUCCUGGCCUUCCUUGUGCAUGAGCUCAAUGGCUCCACCCUCAUCAUCAAUGAGAUCGACAAGACUCUGGAGAGUAUGUCCAGCUACAGAAAAAACAAGUGGAUUGUUGAAGGCCGGCUCCGGAGACUGAAAACUGCUCUGGCCAAGCGAACUGGGCGGCCUGAAGUAGAGUUGCAAGGGCCAGAGGAGAGCCUGGGAAGGAGGCGCAGUUCUCGCAUCAUGGAGGAGACCAGUGGCAUGGAGGAAGAGGAAGAGGAAGAGACUGUAGCGACGGUCCAUGGCCGUAGGGGUCGAAGAGAUGGAGAGGUUGAUGCCACAGCAUCAAGCAUUCCAGAGCUAGAGCGCCAGAUAGAAAAACUGAGCAAGCGUCAGCUCUUCUUUCGAAAAAAGCUGCUUCACUCAUCCCAGAUGCUUCGAGCAGUCUCCUUGGGUCAGGACCGCUACAGACGCCGCUACUGGGUGUUGCCCUACUUGGCUGGUAUCUUUGUGGAAGGAACAGAGGAGAGCUUAGUUCCUGAGGGUAUGAUAAAGCAGGAAACUGACUCCUUAAAAGUGGCAGUUCAUCCAGCGCCCAGCUUGGCCCCCUUCUCUCUGAAGAAGGAGUUAGCUGGCUCCAGCACCUCUGCCAGUACUCCUGCCCGGUCCCGAGGCCGACCUCGGAAAACUAAGCCUGGCUCUCUGCAAUCUAGGCACCUGAAACCCCCUGUCCAGGGUCAGGGUUCAGAACAGCCCGAUGCUCAGCUUCAGGCUGAGAUCCAGCCCCAGCCCCAGCCCCAGCCCCAGCCCCAGCCCCAGCCCCAGCCUCAGCCCCAUCCUCAUCCUCAUCCUCAGCCCCAGCCCCAGCUUCAGCUCCAUCCUCAGUCCCAAAAUGGGUUCCUGGAGCCAGAAGGCUCCCCCUUGUCCUUGGGUCAGAGCCAGCAUGACCUCAGUCAGUCAGCCUUCCUGUCUUGGCUGAGCCAGACUCAGAGCCACGGCUCCCUGUUGAGCAGCUCCGUCCUCACACCUGACAGCAGCCCUGGAAAACUGGACCCGGCCCCAUCACAGCCCUUGGAGGAGCCAGAGCCCAGUGAGGCAGAGUCCGUCCCCGAUUCUCAAGCUCCCUGGUUUAACUUCUCAGCCCAGAUGCCUUGCAAUGCAGCCCCUACACCACCCCCAGCUGUUUCUGAGGACCAGCCUGCUCUCUCCCCUCAGCAAGCUGCCGCCCCUAGGCCAAUCAAUAGACCCUGUUCUCCAGUACAGCUCUCCUCUACCCCCUUGCCUGGGACAGCCCCUAAGAGACGGACAGGAGACCCUGAGGGCACACAGAGUCUCACAGGGCUAGGACAGCCGAAACGGAGAGGGAGACCCCCCAGCAAGUUCUUCAAACAGAUGGAACAGCGUUAUCUGACCCAGCUGACAGCCCAGCCGGUUCCCCCUGAGAUGUGCUCUGGCUGGUGGUGCAUCCAAGAUCCUGAGACACUGGAUGCUAUGCUCAAGGCUCUGCACCCCCGGGGCAUCCGAGAAAAGGCACUUCACAAACACCUCAACAAGCACAGGGACUUCUUACAGGAGGUCUGCCUCCGGCCCUCAACCGACCCCAUCUUUGAGCGCAGUCAGUUACCCGCCUUUCAAGAAGGGAUUAUGAGCUGGUCCCCCAAAGAGAAGACCUAUGAGACAGACCUGGCUGUGCUUCAGUGGGUAGAGGAGCUGGAACAGCGGGUCAUCCUGUCCGAUCUGCAGAUUCGGGGCUGGACAUGUCCCAGCCCAGACUCUACUCGUGAAGACUUGGCCUACUGUGAGCAUCUCCCUGACUCCCAGGAGGACAUCACCUGGAGAGGUCGGGGUAGAGAAGGACUGGCACCCCAGCGUAAAACUACCAACCCGCUGGAUUUGGCUGUGAUGCGACUGGCCGCCCUAGAGCAGAAUGUGGAGCGGCGGUAUCUGCGGGAGCCCCUCUGGCCAGCUCAUGAGGUUGUGCUGGAGAAGGCCUUGCUCAGCACGCCCGGUGGUGCCCCCCAGUGCACCACCACAGAGAUAUCAUAUGAGAUCACCCCUCGCAUUCGGGCCUGGCGCCAGACACUUGAGCGGUGCCGGAGUGCAGCCCAGGUGUGCUUGUGCCUGGGCCAGCUGGAGAGGUCCAUUGCCUGGGAGAAGUCCGUCAACAAAGUGACCUGUCUUGUCUGCCGGAAGGGUGACAACGAUGAGUUUCUUCUGCUUUGUGACGGAUGUGACCGUGGCUGCCACAUUUACUGCCAUCGGCCGAAGAUGGAGGCUGUCCCAGAAGGAGAUUGGUUCUGUGCAGUAUGUUUGGCCCAGCAGGUAGAGGGAGGAUUCGCUCAGAAGCCUGGUUUCCCAAAACGAGGCCAGAAGCGGAAAAGCAGUUAUGAGCUAAACUUCCCGGAGGGCGAUGGCCGCCGCCGCCGGGUACUCUCCAGGGGCCGGGAGAGCCCAGCAGUGCCUCGGUACUCGGAUGAAGGGCUGUCCCCCUCGAAGCGGCGGCGUUUCUCCAUGCGGAACCACCACAGUGAUCUCACGUUUUGCGAGAUUAUCUUGAUGGAGAUGGAGUCUCAUGAUGCAGCUUGGCCUUUUCUGGAGCCUGUGAACCCACGCUUGGUGAGCGGGUACCGGCGCAUCAUCAAAAACCCUAUGGAUUUCUCCACCAUGCGGGAGCGGCUGCUCCGGGGAGGGUACACCAGCUCCGAGGAGUUCGCAGCUGAUGCGCUCCUGGUCUUUGACAACUGCCAGACCUUCAACGAGGACGACUCUGAAGUGGGCAAGGCCGGGCACAUCAUGCGUCGCUUCUUUGAGAGCCGCUGGGAGGAGUUUUAUCAGGGAAAACAGGCCAAUCUGUGAGGCAAGGGAGGUGGGGAGUCACCUCGUGGCAUCUCCCCGCCCUGCAAACAAAAAACCCUGCCAUUCUCACCUGCUGAUGCUGCCCUGGGUCCAGACUCAAGUCAGAGAGCUCAGCCUGAUUUUUGACCUUACCCUCGGCAGCGCCCUACAUCCUCUUCUCCCUACGUCCCUUUUUCCCUUUCCUCCUCUUGCUCCUCAACUAAGAGGGGCAGAGAUGAGGUCCUUCUGGACUGAAAGCCAAAAAAAAAAAAAAGAAAGAAAGAAUUUUUCCUUUCUGUUUUAUUUCCUAAUUUAAAAAGAGGAGGAGGAAAGAAGUCCCUGCUUCCUCCUCCCAGCUUCUCCUUCCCUGUACGUGCCCCAGCAUCCUGGGGCUAUUUAACAAUAGCAAUAGUUCUAGUGAAUGUGUGAAACCGAGAAACACUCUGUACUGUGUGUGGACCCGCAGUGACGGCCAGUAAAGUGGACUUAACUCCCAAGUGUGUCGAGCCGGACACCGGGCCCUGAACAUGCUGCUUCCAUGUUCAGUCCCUUCCCUGCUUCUCACCUUCUCAGUUUUUCCUUUUCCUACUCUUCCUCCUUUAAGAUUUUUCUCUCAUCCAAUAAUGUAAAUCUAUCAUGUACGGGUUCCUCUACCCUUUUUUCUCUCCCCAGAUCUUUUUUCCCCUCAAAGGAAAAAGAAGUUCAGAGGUCCCUGUCUUUCUCUCUGUCCUCAUCUUCCUGCCAAUAGCUGUCCCCUCUGUCAUGUUGGAUACUCCUCACGUGCUGAGUUUCUGGCCUUUUGUGAAACCCGGUAGCUGGGGAGAGGGCAGGGAGGCACCCUGACCCCAGGCCUCCCGGCCUCCUUCCCCGCCUCUUACCCAAACCUCCCUCUUGGGAACUCCUCAGGGACAACUACUGCUGAGUUUGGGCGCACUCCCAAGAUGGAGGCCAGGUAGCAAUCAGCUGGCCUCAGAGGUGUGUGUGUGUGUCUCUGUGUGUGUGUGUGGUGUGGGGGGAGGGGGAGGGCGGGGAUCGCUGUGCUUGUGCCCUGUGCUGUGUGAUGGCAUCCAGGUUGCCCAAGUGUCUGUUUUUAUUCCCACCUUCCCUAGUGUUUCAAACCAUCACAUUUUUGUCCUCGGGAAACCACAGGAGCAGUUUUUCUGGGUACAAGGCUGUGUCUCCUCUCUCCCAGGCAUUUCUGUUCCAGCCUCUUCAAACUGUGCAAUCUUUCAGCAGGAACCCCCUCUCCUGUCGGAGCUUCGAGCCCUAAGCUCGCCCUAAGCUCGUGCGGGGAGAGGGGUAGAACUGGAUCUUUUCCUAAUCCCAUGAGCUUCUGUGGGUUUAGUUGUGCUUUUUCCUCCCUUACCUACUUCAAGCCCGGGACCCCUUCCCCAGCAGCAGCAGCAGCAGCAGCGACCGCAGAGCACAGGAGAGCCGGGAAGGGGGUUCGGGGGUCCACCACUGCCCUACCUGUGACCGCGCCCCUUAAGCCCCAGCACGUGAGAGGAAAGCUGCUAACUCCCGCUCCGGCCCGGCCCGCCCCCUGCUCUCCUGGCGGCAGAGCCCCUCCCACCAGAGAUACGGGUACUUGCACUGGGGAGGGGCUGCUGGCCUCCCAAGCAGAGCGGAGGCGUCGGCGUCGGGGCGGGGGAGGGGCGCCGGCGAGGCGGAGCAUUCCCUGUACUGGCAGCACUGGAUGGCCCUGGGGGCGGGGCGGGAGGCGCUGGGCAGCCCCUCUGAUUCCUUUUGCCCCCCUUCUCCUCCAUGGCCUAUUUCUAAAGUCGCCUUUUCUGUCAGAUAAACCUCAAAACUUUUAAUUUUAUUUGAGAUUUUUUUUUUUUGCUUUUUAAGAGGAUUGAAGAAUAUUUGAAUUGACUUUAUAUUAUGCAUAAAUAUUUAUAUUUUAUCUAAAUAACUGCGCUGUAACAAAGUUUGUGUUAGUCAAACGUUUGGAACUGUUCUAGUUGGGGGCUCUUCUUUUUGCCCCCUGGCAGUUUUCCCCUGGUAUAAAAUGUACUAAUUUUAUUGUUGGAGGCGAGGUGGACGGGGGGAGUGAAGGCUCCGUGUUCCUUGUGUUCCUCUCCUAGCGCCACCUCUUUCCCUAGGGACCAGGCACUCGAGGUGGGGUGGCGUCCCAGCCUCAGUUUGAAGAAGUUGGGGCUGAAAGGGGGGUGGGGGUAGGGCAUGAUCAAAGGGGCCAUUUCUCGUGUUUCUUUCCUCAUCUUCACUGCCCCUUGAGCUAGGUGGAUUUUCUCUUCUUGACAAAUGAGAGUAUUUGGUAGGGAAGGCAGGUUAAAAAAUAAUAAUAAAACCCACCCCUGCCCCUGGUUCCCCCCUCCCCUCUAUCAGUCUGGUAACAGGAAGAAACCACACCAUCAACACCAACAAGUUUCCAUGUUCCUUUUACAACAAAAGGGACUUGACUUUUUAUAUAACCAAAUGUGGUGUUUUAGUGACUUUUUGAUAAUGUACAGUUUUUUGUGAAUUUAAAUUUAUUUCUUUCUAUAUUUUUAGGACCAAUCUCAUUUUUAAUAAGGUUUAAAAAAGAAAAAAAAAAGGUCUAGAGAAAAAAACUCCUGUUUUUGCCAUGUGAUGUUCCACAAGUGCAGCUGUAGAAAAGUGCUUGUCAGUUGAAAUAAAAACCACAUUUGAUAGAGAUUCAAAA
This is a messenger RNA of Canis lupus familiaris (dog), 8520 nucleotides long. RefSeq names its product bromodomain adjacent to zinc finger domain 2A (gene BAZ2A). The record is from RefSeq and is a predicted model, not a curated record. Gene Ontology annotation, molecular function: protein binding; DNA binding. Lineage: Eukaryota; Metazoa; Chordata; Mammalia; Carnivora; Canidae. The coding region runs from base 3 to 5876 and encodes 1957 amino acids. The transcript is spliced from 29 exons. Gene Ontology annotation, cellular component: rDNA heterochromatin.